Arachis stenosperma is the source of this 1994-nucleotide messenger RNA. Its product is annotated as acetate--CoA ligase CCL3. Lineage: Eukaryota; Viridiplantae; Streptophyta; Magnoliopsida; Fabales; Fabaceae. The record is from RefSeq and is a predicted model, not a curated record. The transcript is spliced from 3 exons. Bases 111 to 1808 code for a protein of 565 amino acids.
UCAAUUUGCCAUUCAUUUCUGUCUUAAUCAUUUUUACUUGCAAAAAACCACACACACACAGAGAGCGCCAAAAAGAAAGAGCAAGAGCGAGGUGCAGUGCAUAGGCGACGAUGGUGGCGCGCGACAUAGACGAAUUGCCCAAGAACGCUGCCAACUACACAGCGUUGACGCCGCUGUGGUUCCUGGAGAGAGCAGCUCAGGUGCACCCCACCAGAGCCUCCCUCAUCCAUGGAUCCCGUCGCUACACGUGGCAACAGACUUACCACCGUUGCCGUCGAUUCGCCUCUGCUCUCAACAAUCGUUCCAUCGGUCUCGGCAACACCGUUGCUGUUAUUGCACCCAACAUUCCAGCUCUGUAUGAAGCUCAUUUUGGAAUUCCAAUGGCAGGAGCAGUAUUGAACCCUGUUAACAUUAGGUUGAAUGCAUCCACCAUAGCAUUCCUUCUUGGUCAUUCCUCCGCAUCAGCCGUAAUUGUGGAUCAAGAGUUCUUUACCUUAGCAGAGGAAGCUUUGAAAAUAUGGUCUGAUAAAACCAAAGGCUUCAAGCCUCCACUUUUAGUUGUGAUUGGUGAUGAGAACUGUGAUCCUAAGCAACUAAGAUAUGCUAAGGGAAAAGGAGCAAUUGAAUAUGAGGAUUUUCUUGAGAGUGGUGACCCUGGAUAUGCAUGGAAACCCCCGGAGGAUGAGUGGCAAAGUAUUGCAUUAGGUUACACUUCUGGUACAACUGCUAGUCCUAAGGGUGUGGUGUUACACCAUAGAGGAGCAUAUCUUAUGUCUCUAAGUGGUGCUGUUAUUUGGGGAAUGAAUGAAGGAGCUGUGUAUCUUUGGACACUACCUAUGUUUCAUUGCAAUGGUUGGUGCUACACUUGGACCCUUGCUGCUCUAUGUGGUACUAACAUAUGCCUUCGUCAGGUAGCAGCUAAGGCAGUGUAUGAAGCCAUUGCCAAGUACAAAGUGACUCAUUUUUGUGCAGCACCAGUGGUUCUCAAUACAAUAGUGAAUGCACCACCCGAAGACACCAUCCUUCCUCUGCCUCAUGUUGUUCAUGUUAAUACAGCUGGAGCUGCUCCUCCUCCUUCUGUUCUGGCCGCAGUGUCCCAAAGAGGAUUUCGCGUCACUCACACUUAUGGCCUCUCAGAAACCUAUGGCCCCUCCACAGUCUGUGCCUGGAAGCCAGAGUGGGAAUCGCUUCCCCCCGAAACCCAAGCCAGGCUCAACGCAAGGCAAGGGGUUCGGUACAUUGGCUUGGAAGGCCUAGAAGUGGUUAACACAACAACAAUGCAACCUGUUCCUGCUGAUGGCAAAACCAUUGGCGAGAUUGUGAUGCGUGGCAAUGUUGUGAUGAAAGGAUACUUAAAGAAUCCCAAAGCCAAUGAAGAGACCUUUGCAAAUGGAUGGUUUCACUCGGGUGAUCUCGCCGUAAAGCACCCAGAUGGAUACAUAGAAAUCAAGGACAGAUCAAAGGACAUAAUCAUCUCGGGUGCUGAGAAUAUCAGCAGUGUGGAGAUUGAGAAUGUUAUGUAUACACACCCUGCAAUUCUUGAGGCAUCAGUGGUUGCAAGACCAGAUGAGAAAUGGGGUGAGUCUCCUUGUGCUUUUGUGACAUUGAAGCCAGGAGUGGAUGCUAGCAACGAGCAGCGUCUUGUUGAGGAUAUAAUGAAGUUCUGUAGGGCCAAGAUGCCUGCUUAUUGGGUCCCAAAAUCAGUGGUUUUCGGACCCUUACCUAAGACAGCUACUGGGAAGAUUCAGAAGCAUUUGCUAAGGGCCAAGGCUAAAGAGAUGGGACCUGUUAAGAUCAGCAAGUUGUAAGUCACAUUAUAACAGAGAUCAUGACGAAAUAAACGUUGCUAUUAGUCCUUGCUUUGUGUUUUCAAGAAUGUACUAAUUAGUUAAGGUUUCUUUCUCAUAAUAAUUAGUGUACACCUUUUAUAAAUUAAACUCGUGUAAUAAUAAUAAUAAUAACAAUAAUAAAUGUAAGUUUAUUCAAAAUGAUAA